AUGCCGUAUAUAAUGGUAAUGGGCAGCUUGACUGCACCACAUCUUUCCAAAGAUGAAGGAGCUACUGUUUACGGAUUAAAAAGUGAAGAACGAGUGGAACUAGUAAGGGAAUUAAACUCGUCAUUCGGUAUAGAAGUGGCGACUUCUUUGGAUCUAGAGCGGACUGUGCGUGUUACUCAAAAGGGUGUCACUUUGAUGGUUGUGAAUCGAAUCCACGGACUGUUUGGUUACGAUGUUGUAUCACAUGCUAUGGCAAUGACAAACGCAAACCGUGAAUUGAUUUCAUUCACCAUGUACAAGAAGACUAAUAGCCACUCACACGGACAUAGCCACAGCCACAAAAGCCACUCACACAACAGCGUUGUCACGCUUUGA
Molecule: messenger RNA, 375 nt
Organism: Danaus chrysippus (African queen)
Lineage: Eukaryota; Metazoa; Arthropoda; Insecta; Lepidoptera; Nymphalidae
Source: the annotation of a GenBank genome assembly